Messenger RNA from Phaeoacremonium minimum UCRPA7, 1032 nucleotides. Its product is annotated as putative serine-threonine rich protein. The record is from RefSeq and is a predicted model, not a curated record. Bases 1 to 1032 code for a protein of 343 amino acids. Lineage: Eukaryota; Fungi; Ascomycota; Sordariomycetes; Togniniales; Togniniaceae. The transcript is spliced from 2 exons.
AUGAAGUUCUCAGUAGCAGCUCUAUCACUGUGCCUGGCACCCCUCGCCCUGGCCAAGUCGGUCCACAAUGUCUACCCCGUACGACGCGACGCCAACAAGGUCGCCGCCAGGAAAGCAAAGGCAAAGGCACAGCAGGGAAGUUUGGCAGGGCUAGGUCUCGCAGGCUUCGGAAUCACAGAGACCACCGUACAAGAGGUCAUCCUGAUCUGGGUGAACCCAGGAAACAGCGCCGCCACGACCACCGUCAAUCAGCAGGUCACCGUCACUGAGACUGUCACCGCCGGAGCGGUUGCGACCACUGUCGCUGGCGAGGCCGGAACCACAACCGUGGCAGCCGGGUCCAGCACAACAGUCGCCGGCACUGGCGCAACUCACAGUGUUACCGUUGGUGGCUCCGCUGGUCUGCAGUUCACGCCCUCGGAGGUUAAGGCCGCCGUUGGUGACAUGGUUGUUUUCACUUUUCUGAGCCAGAACCACACUGCCACUCAGUCUGCAUUCGCCACGCCUUGCGAUCCCCUCGCUGGCGGUAUGGACUCUGGCUUCCAGGCUAACCCCAACAACACCAUCAACCCGCCACCGCAGGUUGCCAUGCAAGUCAUGGUUGACACUCCCCUCUGGUUCUACUGCGCUCAGAAGGGCCACUGCGGAAAGGGCAUGACCUUCUCCAUCAACCCCACUGCCGAAAAGACCCAGGCCAUGUUCCAGGCCAUGGCUAUCGCUCAGAAGGGUGCUGGCGCAGGAACAGCCAUCACCGGCAACGGUGGUGCUGCCAACGGUAGCGAGGCCGCUGCCCCGGCUGCUACCGCGUCCACGACCUCGCUGCUCCCUCUCGGCGGAAGCUCCACGACCACCGCUGCUGUUGCUGGCGCCACCAAUGGUGUUACAACUGGCAGUGGCACGACUCUGGCUGACGGUUCCUGCGUCUGCGCCGUCCAGUGUGGCUCCAUCGGCACCGGUGCAUUCCCCGCUGUCGCCGCUCAAGGAGUUGGUGCUUUCGGCGGUGCGCUACCCAUCAGCAUGGCUGCGGCUUAA